GGAGCCUCACCGGCGCCGGACUCUGCCCUGGGCGCGCCCCGCGGGGCGGAGCCAAACCUGCGGGCGGUGGCGGCUGCACUCCCAAGACCCUGGCAACCGACCCUGGCCCCAGGGCCCGAUCACCCAGGGGAGGAGCAGCACCGGGACCCCGUGCCGGCUGGGCGCCCCCCAAGGGAAGCCAGUCUUAAUAUGAUGGAAACAUCUCUGAACUUCUAAAGGACCAAGGUUGGAGUUUUAGCUCUUAAUUUUACUUCAUCUUGGCCAGAAUUCACAAUGACAACGGUGACAGUGACCACAGAAAUUCCGCCAAGGGAUAAGAUGGAAGAUAAUUCUGCCUUGUAUGAGUCUACAUCCGCUCACAUUAUUGAAGAAACCGAGUAUGUGAAAAAGAUUCGAACUACUCUGGAAAAGAUCAGAACCCAAAUGUUUAAAGAUGAAAUAAGACAUGACAGUACAAAUAACAAACUAGAUACAAAGCACUGUGGAAACCUUCAACAGGGCUCUGAUUCUGAGAUGGAUCCUUCUUGUUGCAGUUUGGAUUUGCUCAUGAAAAAGAUAAAAGGAAAAGACCUACAGCUCUUAGAAAUGCACAAAGAGAAUGAAGUAUUGAAAAUCAAGCUGGAAGCCUCCAGAGAAGCAGGAGCAGCAGCUCUGAGAAACGUGGCCCGGAGAUUAUUUGAAAACCACCAAACACAGUCUGAAGAAGUGAGAAAGAAGCAUGAGGACAGUAAACACUUACUCCAGGUUAACAAGCUUGAAAAAGAACAGAAAUUGAAACAACAUGUUGAAAAUCUGAAUCAAGUUGCUGAAAAACUUGAAGAAAAACACAGUCAAAUUACAGAAUUGGAGAACCUUGUACAGAGAAUGGAAAAGGAAAAGAGAACACUACUAGAAAGAAAACUGUCUUUGGAAAACAAGCUACUGCAACUCAAAUCCAGUGCUACAUGUGGAAAAAGUUGCCAGGAUCUUCAGAGGGAGAUUUCCAUUCUCCAGGAGCAGAUCUCUCAUCUGCAGUUCGUGAUUCACUCCCAACAUCAGAACCUGCGCAGUGUCAUCCAGAAGAUGGAAGGAUUAAAAAAUAAUUUAAAAGAACAAGACAAAAGAAUUAAAAAUCUCAAAGAAAAGGUUAACAUACUUGAAGCCCAGAAUAAAGAACUAAAAACCCAGGUAGCACUUUCAUCUGAAACUCCUAGGACAAAGGUAUCUAAGGCUGUCUCUACAAGUGAAUUGAAGACCGAAGGUGUUUCCCCUUAUUUAAUGUUGAUUAGGUUACGGAAAUGAACUGACUGGCUGAAGAUCUGAUUUAGAAAGACUGCGUGAGUCUUAUUUAUUCUCUGAAACACAGCACAAAUUUCAUGUUAAAAUGGCACAAUGCCAUUAUUUAAAUGGAACUUAUUAUAUACCCAUGGCUUUGCAAGAAGAUGACAUUUCAGAAAAUCAAACAAAUAUAUAUUUAAUGGAUGGACUCUUCAAAACUUACCAAGUAGGUGAAGAAACCAGGUGCCUGCCUUCCCGUGAUGGAAGACGGAAUCUGCUUUAAAUUAAAAAAACACAAAUCUGAAUCUUUUUUUCAGAUUUUUUU
Molecule: messenger RNA, 1582 nt
Organism: Mandrillus leucophaeus (drill)
Lineage: Eukaryota; Metazoa; Chordata; Mammalia; Primates; Cercopithecidae
Gene: CCDC68
Product: coiled-coil domain containing 68
Exons: 12
Coding region: 274-1281 (335 amino acids)
Biological process (GO): intracellular signal transduction
Cellular component (GO): intracellular anatomical structure
Source: RefSeq, a predicted model, not a curated record